Messenger RNA from Trichoderma asperellum CBS 433.97, 1007 nucleotides. RefSeq lists its product as uncharacterized. Gene Ontology annotation, molecular function: acyltransferase activity, transferring groups other than amino-acyl groups. Lineage: Eukaryota; Fungi; Ascomycota; Sordariomycetes; Hypocreales; Hypocreaceae. The record is from RefSeq and is a predicted model, not a curated record.
AGACCGGAACUCUUAUCGUGGUCGAUGACUCUUUUUCCUUGUCCUCCUUCAGCUAUGAUAACAUCGAUUUGAUAAUAGAAUCUUUUAAUCAAUUCCUUAUCGAAAAAGGGGGACAUUUCGAGGGGAACACACUUGAUAGCCAGCGCUCCAAAUCGACUUAUCACAAAUUGUGAAUGACUCAAAGAUCGCCAUCCAACGCUUUAUAACGAGUUCGUUCGGAUCCGGGAAGUUGGUCCAAACGAAGGGAGCAUCGCACAGUGUUCUUCAUUCAUUAACUCGCCGGUCUCCUCCCAACGGCAUAAGAGGCAUCGCGUUCUAGAUCGUUCGAUUCCUAUUAUCCAGCAUGGGGAGCAAAUCCGAGCCUGCCUUCAACUUGUCCUCCGUGACAGAUGCCUCGGUUGUGGAGAAGCACCUCACCUCACUCCGGGAACUUCUCCAGCACUGUAUCAAUGAUGAACCCGACAUCUCGUCCCUCGGGUUCCUGGCGCCGCUCUCUGACCACACGGCUGCCAGCUACUGGCUUGAGCUCCUACCGACUGUGAUGGGACCUAGCGCUACGACCACGCUGCUCAUAGCGACACCUCCUGGUAGUGAUAAAGUCGUCGCUACAGUGCAGUUGGCGAGGAUGCCAAAGGAGACGCACGCUUUCAAGGGCGAGGUCAGGAAGCUGAUGGUGCAUCCUGACUAUCGGCGGCAUGGACUGGGGAAAUGGAUGAUGGACGAAGUGGAGAAGGUUGCUCGCGAAGAGUUUGCAUUGGAAAUGCUGUUGUUGGAUACGUCGAAGGAGACGCCAGCGAGAGAGUUUUAUUUGAAGACUGGAUGGACAGAGUGGGGGAUUUGCCCUAAUUAUGCAAAGUCGUCGAGUGGAGUGAAGCACGACUGCUGUUUCUUUGUGAAAAGCUUGGUAUAGUGUAGAGAUGAGACUUUGUUGAACGGAUAUUUUGUUUGACCGCAGUUUUUGGUGUUGACUAUCACGGCAAGAUAGAGGUUUUAUUAGAACGCGUUGA